ACAUACUGGCAUUUAGAACACAUUUAUCUAAAUUAUAUUUAAAACAGCAAAUAAUUAAUCGUGAGGCUCGGAUAGACCCUGGAUUUAAACAAAUUAUUCUUAUAACAAGAUCAACAGGGGUUUGAAUUUGAGAAAACUGAUAUAGUUAAAUCAGCAGGAAUAUAUAUUUUUGUAAGGAGACUGGACUGAUUGAAGAGACAGCAGAGUCACUUGUAAAAAAAGAAAACAAGCUGAGAGGGUCACAUUUUAAAGCUGCAAACAGAGCAGAAAUUAUACUUGGUCAAUUUGAUCAAAUCUGAAGUUUCUGCCGGUUUCGUCCCCUCUGUUGUGAGUGAUAGACGGAAAAGAAAGGAGGAUCGAACCGUUAUUUAUCAGCCGGUGGGAGGAUGUGGAUGUGGCGCAGCUUCCUGUGUGUGUCGGUGGUGUGUGGCCUGGCUCUGGACUCCAACACCAUCAGAUCCUCUAAAGAGCAACAGAGCCCCGAGCUGCCGGAUCGUUACCAAGGUGAACAGUUGGAGCGUCCUGUACGGCGCCGGACGGAGACCUCCUUCAACUCCAACAGAGGACAAACACCUCCAUGUUCCACGCCUGACUGCUACGUACCUCCGAGGGGAGGCUGCAGCAACAGAGCUCAGAGGAGACCGUCCUCCCAGGACAGACAUGUGGACAGACAGCAAGACAGAGCGACAGACAGAGAGACAGACAGGCUCUUCACGGACGGCUUCAACAGGACUAAAGCUCCGGAGAUGUCGAGCUGUGUGCGCUCCGGUGACUGUGCGGCCGGUCUGUGCUGUGUCCGCUAUCUGACCGGAAAACGGUGUCAGAGGAUCCCGGGGGAGGGGGAGGCCUGUCUGCUGCGGGGGUCCACCAAGCUGAGGAGGAAGCUGGGGCGCUGUGACUGCGACGCGGGGCUGUCCUGCACCGCCGUCAGCCGGCCGGAGACAGGGAGAGCCAAAGGCCAGGGGGUGUGUGCACUCCGCCAGAGAGAGGGCCAGAGGAAAACAAGGCAUUCUGGGAAGAAGAGGAGGACGGCAGAGAGGAGCUGCUGA
Gymnodraco acuticeps is the source of this 1049-nucleotide messenger RNA. RefSeq lists its product as uncharacterized. NCBI's taxonomy places the organism in Eukaryota, Metazoa, Chordata, Actinopteri, Perciformes, Bathydraconidae. The record is from RefSeq and is a predicted model, not a curated record. The coding region runs from base 387 to 1049 and encodes 220 amino acids. The transcript is spliced from 4 exons.